AUGAGUGAAAGUAUUUUAGCACAAGCCACUGCUCAAAUAUAUUUAUUUGACAGGAGUACAAAACGUUGGAUCACACCGGAUGGGCUUGACACUUCUAAUGAUCCUCAGUCUACAAAUCAAUUAGCCCAAAUUUUAUUGUUACAUCAUGUUGGAAGAGGAACUUUUAGAAUUGUUGGAAUGCAAAAAGAUGGUAGAGGAAUUAUUAUAGAGACAAAAUUAUUUGCAAGAAUUAAAUAUCAAAAAGCUAAUGAUAUGUUUCAUCAAUGGCGUGAUGAACAAAAGCAAGUUUUUGGUGUUAAUUUUGCAGAUCAUUAUGAGGCUUCAAUUUUUUAUCAAAAUGUUAUUAAAGUUUUAAAUUCAAUGGAAGAUAAUCCUAAUAUUGAUCCUGGUGGUGAUCUAUAUCAAGAUCCUGCUGUUAUUACAAAUGGAAGAUUAGGAGGAAAUCAACAACAAAAUGGAAUGGUAAAUGGUAAUAAUGUUGGUUAUACGAAUGGUAUGAGUCAUGAUGUAGAUCAAGACUCUAUAACAUCAUCUAAUUCUCAUGGUUAUCUUAAUGGUAACUCUCAAAUGACUGUUCAAAUACAGGCAAUGAAUAAUGCAAGUGUUUUGCGUAAACCUAGUUAUAUAAUUCCUCAACAACAAUCAAAUCCUAAUUUAGCUACUCAACAACAAAAUCAACGCCGUGCCUCACAGGGAUCUUCUGGUUCAUCAACACAUUCCUCUACUAAUUAUUCAGUACCAUCUAAUGGAACAACAGGUAACGGAACAGCUACAACAAGAAAUAUACCACCACCACCUCCUCCACCAAAUGUUUCUUUAAAAUCUAGUUGUCCUGUUACAAAUAAUCCACCACCACCACCUCCACUACCAGUUAACUUGAAAACUGAAUGUAAAGGAAAUUCACUUGCUGAUCAACUUAAAAAAGCUCAACUUAAAAAAGUUAAUUCUGUGGAAGGAAAUGGAACACCAACAACAGUUACUCCUAAAUCUAGUAUAAGUGCAAAUAAAGGAGAUUUAUUAUCAGAGUUAGCAGCAAAAAUAACAAAACGAAAAAAUCAAGAAGAAAUAAAAAGUAACGGAAGUGGUGAUAGUGUUAAUGUAUCUGAUAAAAAAUCUUCUGAAACAUCAUCAACAAAUGGUACACUAGUACAAAAUAAUUCAAAUAUAAGUUUAAGAUCAUGGAAACAAACUACAUCAAAUGGUGAUAUAAAUACAAAUGGUGUUGAUUCUCCAAAAACACAUCGAAAAAUUCCUAGUGUUUCAUCAUUAUCAUCACAAGAAGAUCCUCUUAAAAAUAUAAAUCAUUCAACAGGUCAAGUUACAGUUGCUGAUCUGGAAAGGCAUAAACAAGAUGUUUUGGCGGAGGUUCAGAAAAAAUUACAAACUUUUAAAUUAGAAAUAGUUCAAGAAGUUGUGGCAGCAAUUAGGAAUGAAUUACGUUCUUCUUAA
Strongyloides ratti is the source of this 1449-nucleotide messenger RNA. RefSeq names its product WH1/EVH1 domain and Pleckstrin homology-like domain and VASP tetramerisation domain-containing protein. NCBI's taxonomy places the organism in Eukaryota, Metazoa, Nematoda, Chromadorea, Rhabditida, Strongyloididae. Bases 1 to 1449 code for a protein of 482 amino acids. Gene Ontology annotation, molecular function: SH3 domain binding. The record is from RefSeq and is a predicted model, not a curated record. The transcript has 3 exons.